AUGGCGCCUGCUGAAGCUUCCUUCAGCAUUAAAGACAAGUUGCAGCUAAUUGAUACUCCGUAUAAUAUAAUUGCAAGAUAAAACCUUCUCUUGAGUUUUUCAAAAUUUGCAAAUUAAUCUUGUUCUAAAGGGAAGAAAAGGAAAGAGAUACAUUGAGGAAGUCAACAAAAAUCAUCAUGUCAGAAAGCUUAAAUUCUUUAACUGCUGGUAUUGGCAUGGGAGGAAGAACCACAUACUCAGACAAAGAUCUGAAGAUAACUGAAGAUAUUCUGAAAUCAGAAGAUGAACUCCUUGCUCUAUAUUGGAAAUGGAUCUCUAUUUACAGACGAAAAGAUUACGAUUUUGGGAACAAAAAAUUCAUAGAUUUGGAGUUUGAGAAGAUGUUCACAGAGAGGUUUGAGAAGUUUAAAGACACAGUCCGGAUGAUCCAUACAGUUAACAACACAAAGGGUGCUGGCUGGACUGCCGGAUUCAACCAUAUGGCAGAUUUUACCGACAAUGAGAAAAGAUUUUACUGACAAUGAGAAAUUUUGAAGGGGGUGUACCGUGUAGGCGCUGAUGCGGUAGGAGGAUCUAAAAAAUCACAAGUAUUGUGGAGUUUCCGACUAUUGUUCGGCAUUUCCUGCAAGAACCUAUGACUUCUGCAGUACCUUGGUUAGAUCCGUUGCAUUUUAAUUCAUUUGUGUUAUGCAUCUUUUAAUUUUGGGUCUAGAAUUUUAUUGUUUUUCCGAUGUAUUGGUAUGAUCCUUGUGUCAGCUUCCAUUUAAGAAACUCUUUGUAAUUUUGAAAUUAUUUUAUCAAAAUAAAACGCACACAA
Molecule: messenger RNA, 817 nt
Organism: Papaver somniferum (opium poppy)
Lineage: Eukaryota; Viridiplantae; Streptophyta; Magnoliopsida; Ranunculales; Papaveraceae
Exons: 3
Coding region: 177-518 (113 amino acids)
Source: RefSeq, a predicted model, not a curated record